Molecule: messenger RNA, 2514 nt
Organism: Symbiodinium sp. CCMP2592
Lineage: Eukaryota; Dinophyceae; Suessiales; Symbiodiniaceae
Source: the annotation of a GenBank genome assembly
AUGGACCUGCCGUCGCCAUACGGCGUGAUGAAAACGGCUUUUGGGACCAUCAAGGCUGGCCUAAAACUCACCAUCACCAACUGCCUUCCUUGGCAGACCGUGAUCCGGCAGUGGUUUCGUGAAAUGCAGACUGACCUUCAUGCGCAGCAGGAUGCAGUAGCAUUUGCCGAGUUUUUGCUACGCCAAGCAGACAUCCCAGCUUUCCGGGGCACUUGGGAGGCCAGAACCUAUGAACGGAUCUUGAGUGACUCAGGUGUUUUGCCUAUUCGACUUGAGCUACGUACAGAUCUUCAGGCCUGCAUUGAUUACUGGCAUGAGCAGGCUGUGCGCUUCAUCCAGGCACUGCGUGUGCAGCCCGCAUUGCUCUUACUGCAAAUUUCGCGUUUUGACCCGGAGGAUCCACUUCGCAAAUAUGAUGCACCGCUUUUGAUUGAGGCAGGCCAAGUCAUCACCAUGCCGUGUUUCGACGAUGCACACAGCAUCAUACGCGUGCGAUACAGAGUUGCCGGUAUGAUUUACCACUGUGGACCCACCAUCCAUGCAGGUCAUUACCAGACGAACUAUCUCCGCGAGGAAACUGAGGCCACUAGCAUGGCCCUCCCGGAAGACAUUGAUCUUCUGGAAGAUGAUGUCCAGGAGGCCAGUGUGGAGAAGCUUUCUCAUGAGGCGGUGCCUUUUCCUGUCAGGGAAUCUGUUGAAGAGGCAUCCUCUUCGCGCGACUGUGCGCAUCGUGCAAAGAAGGCCAGAGCAAGCGUCACCCUGGGAGCCUGCUUUCGGGAUGUUGUCAAUUUCAACCUUGUGGAAACUGACGCUGCGCUUGAAGAAGUCAAAUGGACCAGAGCUUUAGAAAUGUGGCUAUUCGUGAUCAUGGAGGACUCCAGCUGUUCUGCGAUAGGAUCACGGAUUAGCCGCAAAAACGGAGCUGAUGCCAUGAAGUGCCUUCGUGAACUCUUCGGGAAGAAAGCAUCCAGUACCGUCGCAAAGCGUGGGAGUGCAAUGCAGAAGUUCGUUGUGUGGGUACACAAAGCUUGCCCAGGCGAGUGUGCCCUGCCUAUCACUUCAAAGCGUGUCGAUGAUUACAUCGAGCAACUACAGGAAGCUAAGGUCCGACCUGGAUCUUUCACAAGCUUUACUGAAGCUGUCAAUUUCUCAGUGCAUGUCGUUGGCUUGCCUUUCGAUUGUGACGGAUCUCUGAGGAACCCUUUCUCAGGAAAGCAGUUGUUCAGUCCUUGGGCUCGUGGGGCUGUUGCGCUGGAGAUACAGAAGAAAGCAGAGAGGAGGCAGAGCGCUGUCCUAACCACUGACAGCGUUCUUUACCUUGAGGCUUUCUUGAGCGACGAGGAUGAAGAUUUAGUCGACCGUUACGCUGCAGGAUGCAUGCUCUUCGGUUUGUUCAGCCGUAGUCGCAUUAGUGAUCUCAGAAAGGUCAAGGAUUGGAUUUUGGAUUUUGAUUGUUUGCAAAGCCACGGGCAAGGUUUCCUUGAGUGCAGCACUCGCAGUCACAAGACUGAGAAGGACGUCGCGGCCAUUGGUCUUGCCAUGCCCCUUGUUGCACCGGCUGUCGGCCUAGGUAAGGUGAGCUGGGCUGUUACAUUCAGCAAGGUUGCUUCUGCAGUAGGUUUGGGAUUCGUAGGUCGGCCUGAGGGGCCUUUGCUGCCCGCUCCGGACGUUACCGGAGGAUGGUUGUCCAGGUCGGUGACCACCUCCGAAGCUGGGGCUUGGCUCUGCAAGAUUCUUGAUAAGGGAGGGCAGCCAUCCCAAGGGAUCACAGGUCACAGCUUGAAAAGCACUACACUGACCUGGGCCUGUAAGUUUGGUUUCGAUAAGUAUUCCCGGUUACAACUUGGACACCAUGCCACUGGCGAAGGAACAUUGCACACCUAUGGCCGAGAUUACUUGGCGCCUGCCCUCAGGCGCUAUGAUGAAAUGUUGGCUGCAAUCAGAAACGGAACAUUCUUCCCGGACCUUACGCGCUCGGGUCGCGUGCGAGGCACUGCACAGGUUCCGAAGGUGGAGGUCUCUGAUGAUGAAGUGCCUGAUCCCGGGUUGACCAGCUUCGCUUCAGAAGGUUCUUUUGAGGCCAUUGGUGUAGCAUCCGCCGGAGAGAAGAGUGAUGAAGAUCAGGUUGCAGCACCCACUGACCAUGAGCUGUCCUCCUCGGACAGCAGUAGCUCGCAGGACGAAGUCGUUGCAGGCAGGGACCACCCCGACUUGGACAAUGACGAGAUGGCGUGUGCAGUCGCCCGUCCCAAGCCAAGUUGGGAACCUGGAUAUGUCAUGUACAAACAUGUUAGGACACAGGUCGUUCAUCUUUGCGCACAAGGCAGUUCGACCGGAGUUUUUGCGUGUGGGCGGAAGGUGACGUCCGAUUUCAAGGAGGUCGCCCAAACUAAAUUUUUGUCGUUUCGGAAGUGCAAGACCUGUGAAGGGGCAAAGCCGCUCCGCGAUCCAGGAGCAUUGGCCGAGGCCGUUAACGCUAUGAUGCAGCGAAAGUCGGCUGCAGAGAGUUUCUGA